Messenger RNA from Contarinia nasturtii (swede midge), 7717 nucleotides. RefSeq lists its product as uncharacterized. The coding region runs from base 538 to 4329 and encodes 1263 amino acids. Gene Ontology annotation, cellular component: plasma membrane. The record is from RefSeq and is a predicted model, not a curated record. Lineage: Eukaryota; Metazoa; Arthropoda; Insecta; Diptera; Cecidomyiidae. The transcript is spliced from 22 exons. Gene Ontology annotation, molecular function: protein binding.
AAGGACAAUUUUAUUGAUCCAUAUAAUAAAAAUAAAAUCCGAUUUUCCUUCAUUCUCUGCAUUAUAAACACAAGUGAUUAAUUGUUUUGUCAAUUGGUUAAGAGUUCAUUGCAAAAAAUGAGAUCAAAUUUUGUUAUGGUUCAAUAAAUCAACGAUUCUGGGAGUGUUACCAAAUAUAGCAUUACUACGACGUCUGCAUUUGAAAUAUAUGCAUAUAGUGAAGCACUCAGUGAACUUCGCCGUAUCCCAUUCUUUUAUACAUCGUACAAAACAAAAUGAUGGUGCGACGAUGCUGUGAAUGAAGCUUUUUCUCAUAUCAGAAAAUAUUUAAAAGCUCAAAUAAAUACCAUAUUGUGAAAUUAGAGAAACUUUCAAAUCAAUAAUAAUGAAAUGUUAACAUUUAUUCUGAUGAAAAAACAAAAACUUGCAUAUGAAGUGACUGUUUCAAAAAAGAGGACGCGAAUAAACUGAUUUGCGGCAAUUAGCUCAUCUCAAAUAGCGUUUUGUGUGGUAUUGCUAACAUUCACAACAUAAACGAUGUAUGUCUUGAAAUCAGCCAACAUGUUUGCAUUUCGUUGUUUGAUAUGGAUUAUGGUGCAAACUUUAGUAGUAUUCAUAGGAGAUUCGUUGAGUCUGGAAAUCGCAUCAACAAGCUCUUAUGUUCAAAAAGAUUUUAAAAAUUUCGUAACUGAAACGAGUACAGAUAUUGUUAAUAAUGUAGUUUCAAAUUUGAGUACGACGAUGCCGACUGCAACACCAACCAAGCCUGCAGAAGUUUUGGGAACAGCUGCUGCAUACAAGUUGGAUGAAAGAGAACCACUUAUUGGAUGCUCACUUUCUGAAUUUACUUGUUCAAGUGGUCAAUGUGUACCUGCUUCAAAAUAUUGUGACAGAAUCAGUGAUUGCGAAGAUAGUUCAGACGAACCAAGGUUCUGCACACGAUGUAAUCGCACUUAUUAUGGCAAUUUGGGAAUGACGAAUUACAUUGAACUGAUAAGACCAAAAGACGAACGAUUACCAUUUGUAUGUGAGAUGAACUUUACGGCAGCUGGCGGUAUUUACGGAGAUAUUGUUCAGAUAACUGUUGAGGGUUUUUCUGUGGGAAGGUUUUGUUCUUACGUUAUGGAGGGUUGUCCAGAAGGAUAUCUACAAAUUUCAGAAGCAUCUCAAACAUCCCAUGUUGGUGGAAUGUGGUGUGGCACAAUGGACAGUGGCCCUGUUGUAUUUUAUAGCGAAACACGUACACUAAUUUUAGCGCUAAAACUAUUACGGCCACCAAAAGGAAUCGGAUAUAUAUUUGAUUUUCGUAUAUCUUACAAAGUAUUGUCACGAGAAAAUGCAAUUGUUCGAUUUGGUGGCGUUCCAGAAAGAACAGGAAAUAGAAAUAUAACUAGUUACUAUAAUAAGAACGUAUUUAAGGAUACCGAACAGAACGAAGAAGACCUUUGGGUAAUGACAACUCGAACCGUAAACCAUGUAAAAAAUAACAACUUUUCGACCACACCAAAGCGUAAUAAGGACAAAAAUAAAAAGGAUAGAGACCGAGAACGUGAUCGAGACAAAGAUAAAGACCAUUUGGUAGAAGGAGGAAAGCGUGAUGAAAAUGACCAGUAUAAAAAAAAUCGCCAUCAUUUCGACGACUUUUCAUCGAUAAAUAAAAAUAACAACGAUAACAUCCAUAAAAUCCAUAGCAGUAUGGAACACAGCGAAAGAUAUCCGGAGAAAAGUUACGAUAAAAGCUCUACGAAACAAUCAAAAGGAUUUGUAAUGAAUAAGCCGCAUGGUGUGUGGCCAUUCCACUCGAAUAAGGAUAUCAACAAUUAUUAUGGAAACAAAACGGAACCAAAAUAUUAUUUAGGCACUCUAAUAUCGGGCACACAUUGUUCGCGAAUUUUUAGCGAUUGUGACAAGAAAGCAUGCCGACUACAAUCACCAAAUUAUCCAGGCAUUUAUCCGAGAAACUUGACAUGUUAUUAUGCAAUACGUCAGCAUGAAGUUCCACCUGGAAAACAUGCAUUGAUAACGGUACGUCAACCAAAUGGAAACUUAAUGUGGAUACAAACCUCAUCUAACAAAAACAAAGAUGACAAUGAUAAAGCCAAACUGCAACUUACCACAUGGGACGAUUGCGACACAGUGCAAGAUUUCAUUACCAUAUAUGAUGGAUACACAACGAGAGAUCCGGUUAUUCUCAAGUUCUGUGGUGGCGGCGGCAAUGGUCUUGCAGCUGCAACAUCGAGCGGUCCUGAACUAUUAAUUGAGUUUGUCACAUCACCUUUCGGCACACUUGAAUCAUCUCCAGUACAGUCUCGAACUCUUAACGGUUUUCAUUUGGAAAUUUCAGUUGAAUUUGUCGACACAAAAAGUUACUUAUAUGCAAAAAACAAGCAAAUGUGUGAAUUUUGGAUUCGAGGUACCGGACAUGGUGAAUUAGAGAGUGUACGCCACUCAUUGCCUCCAAAUACAACUUGCUUAUAUCAUUUACAAGGAACUGAGUCAAUUUACCGACCGUACGAUCAAUUCCAUUCACCACGAAGAACGGGAAUUAUCUUACCGCAAUUGUCAAGAUUCAAAGUGUGGAUUUCGGUUCUGAAGUUUAAUUUAUUCCCAAAAUUUUUGAGUGAAUUCGAUGAUCUCAAUGAAUCGAACAGUUUGGGAUCAAUCACGAAUAGCAUCAUUUCUGGGGAUCCUGCAAGUGUUAGUAUGCCCAGUUCAAAGGGUGGCGGAGCUGGUUAUCAUUAUCCAAACGAGGAAUGCAAUGGUAUGAUGCGAAUUUGGGAUGGUCCCUUACGAGAAGUUCCAAUUUGCAAUGAUUUGAAUUGCGAACGCGAUAUGAAAGCAAAAACAAAAUAUGGUCAAAACUUAACCAGUGUAAUUGCUCGCUUUUGUUAUAAUCGUAUUCCAAAAAGUUGUGACCACGGCGUUUUAAAUGAAUCACUAUCACGCCCUUGCACAAUUCUGGAAAGCUAUGUAUCGAGCAGUGACUAUGUAACUCUUGAACUCCGAAAUAUUGAAAGCACGGUUUUGCAGCCAGUCAAGUUUAAAUUGAAAUAUGAAUUUGUGGACUAUCAACAAGACGGUGCACCAAUUUUCUCCGAACACGAAUGUCAACGGAAAUUCAUUAGUUCCGAGCUUGAGAGACGAGACAUGGGAAAAUUUCGAAGCGUUAGAAAUGUCUUUUUGUUUGGUCGCGGCGGUGCAGUCAACUUAAACUGUGUGUAUCGUUUUGAAUCGGAGAAGGAUGAACGAAUUCGCAUUACAAUAAAGAAAAUUGUAACGUCAAAUCGACAGUGUUUAUCCCGGGUUGAUCCAGAUACAAAGCGAUCGUAUUGCUUUGGAGAUCAAAGAGCAAAAUUGCAGAUCAUGGAACAACCAACAGGAAGUGAAACGUUCUAUCAACGAGGAUGUGCUUGCAAUUCAUCUAGCACAUCAGAUCUUCCAAUAGUGUAUACAUCAUCAAGUCGAGCACUUGAAGUCCGUUUCACUGCCACUAACAUGACUGCACACGAUGAUCCCGAUAAUUUGAACUUUGAAGCUACAUAUGAAUUUAUAAAAUUGCCAAUGUUAUGCAAAGAAGUAAAAAGAUUAUCUGGUACAAGCGGUACAAUUAAUGUUGCUGAAGAAAACAGAGAGUGUCGUACUCAUCAAUGGAUUAUAGAACCAACGCUAGAUAGGUACUUAUUCGUUCGCAUGAAUGGCGUCUAUUUGAGGAAACACAAUCCAAUAAACUUAAUAUCAGAGUCUGGAUUAAAAUCUUCGUAUGCCGCACACUGUCCAACAAAGGCCCGUUUCGUAUUUACAAACGGUGAAGGUCUAUCAAUCACCGCAUGUCCAAGUACCGAAAAUUCUGCUGACUAUGGUUUCGUAGAGAUAUUCAGUUCCGGAUGGGAAUCUUACAACGAUUUUAAAGACGUUCAUCCGAUCCGUUCGAUUUCAAUAGAAUACAUCGAUCCAGAUGAUCAAGACUAUCAAUUCACGUGGUUCGAAAUAGUGCCACGUGUAUCACUAGGACUCGUUGCGGAAAACUGUACAUUCAUUUGUCCUGAAUUGGAUGCAUGUGUAGACGCGAGUGUUUUCUGCGAUGGCGUCAUCCAUUGUCCUUCCAGCUAUGACGAAUCAUUCAGACAUUGUUCUGCAUUAUUAAAACUACCAGUAGAAAUACUAGCCGGAUUAUUUGUAUCGAUAAUUUUGACAAUUUGUACAUUCAGUGCAUGUUUAUAUCGUAAAAUAAAACGCAGUUUCCGUGGAUCAUCAAUACUGCAAACACGUUUAAAAUCACUUAGUUCAAUGGAUACCACUACUUUCGAAGACAAGGAUGUGAUUUGCUGACAAAACGACAAUUCUGUACGAUACAUUGAGGUUGAUCGAGUGACAACGGUCUGACAACCUUCACAUUUUAUGUCGUACAGAAUUGUUAUUCAUUUCAAUUAAAAAUUCAAAAAACCAAAACAAAUAUGCACAUCAUAGAUUUCAUUCACUUCCUUAGAGAGACAUAUUUUUCAAUUAUUUUCUCUUUUCUUGUACCAAGAAAUGAUAAUUGAAUGUGAGGAUAAAGAUUACUUGUUGGAUAAAUAAUUCGUUAUAUGGAGUGAAAAUGUUAAUGUAAUAUGAUGGAAACGGAUGGCUCUUUGAAGAAAUUUAAUGUUGAUUUUGAUUUUAGAGUAGUUUGGACACGCACAACACAAGAGAGUUUAACGAUUUCAUACGUUUUAGCGAUGAAAGAGCUUUAGCAGGCGUUUCACUGGUUUAAAAAAAAACCGAAUCCCAUUGCAGUUUAAUCGGAAAGCAACAGGGGAAAUGCUACUAGUUAAUUAAUUCAAUUCAUCUAGUACAUAAAAAAUGCAGACAAAUUGAUUUUCGGAAAAGAACGUAAAAAUAAACAAAUUAACAGAAAAAUGUGGAUAAAUUGAGAUGCUUUAAGUUUGAUCUAAUUCCAUGAUCGACAAAUCACUGCGUUUUUUAUGUACCAGAUUGAAUUAGGGUGUGACAGUAAUUUUCAUUCUUACCACACCUUUACGUUUAGACAAUUUUGGAAAGAUGGUACGUAAUCGAAUAUAUGUUGCCAAGAAAUUGGAACGAAAAUGGCACAAGUCCAAAAAAUAUUCCGAAUGUUCAAAUAACUUGUUAGUGAUGUACUGUGCACCAUAAAUACUAUAAUAAUAUUCAGAAAUCUUCUAUAAAAAACAAAAACACAGGAUUAUCCAUGGCACACUUUUAAAUGUAAGAUGCAUUGGUUAAUGAACUUGAUUACUCUCAGACACACAUAAUGAAUGAGCUAUAAGCAAUAAGAAAAAAAACAUACAAAGAAAUAUAUAAUCGAUAUAUAGAGAAUAAUUUUCGACACUUAAAUGUAAAACAUCACUUGAACAAACAUUUUGGAAUCUUCAAUAGACAUUAAAAUAACCAGAAAAACGUAUGUAGUGUUUAUUCUACUACAACAUCAACUUUUACACAUCGAGUAUUUUAUCAAAAAUUGUGUCAAAGUUAAAAGGAAAUACGAAAAAAGCACAUACCAUUUUUAGAGUGACAAGCGUUGUUGGACUCAACGUUCCUCACAGAAUUCCAUCUGAAUUGAAUGAUAUGUUCAACAGGUCUUUGUUCAUUACAUUUGAACAUGGUUGUAAGCACGUGAUAUUCCCAUUAUAAAAUCAUUGUUUUCUUAACUUACCUCAUUUAAGCUUUUAACCAAGGUGGUUAACAUAGUUCAACGCCACAGAUCAUCUACAUAAAAUAUUCCAUAUAACCCAAAUGAUACACAAGUAAAUGCCAAGUAAAAUUUGUUCUGAUAAAGAAAUCAGGUAUGCUGAUAGCAGUUGAGAGAAAUUAAAGUGUCAAUCUCAUUUAUGAGCUAUAAAAUUUUAAAUUUUAAUAUCUAUAUACUUUAAGAAAGGUUUUAAGUCGAAAUGAGACGAUUGGUGGAGAUACCAUAUAAUAAACGACGCUGAAAAAUAGGAUAAGUAGUAAAUAACAAUCACAAACACAUGAAAUAAUUAACUUGGUUGAAGCUAGAUUGAUAUGUGAAUUGGAUUAAAUUGAAUCUUUUAUGUUCUAGAUGAAUUGAUGAGUUGAGUUAUCGUGUUAGUUUCCACCUUGCUUUUAACGACCAAAGAAAUCUUUUCUUCAAACAAUUGGGUCCCUCCUUUUAUAUUUUAUAGCCGGCAUAGUACACUAUUGCUAUUAAGAAGUUGGCUCUUCUUUAUAACAAUUAACAAAUACCGACAGCUAAAACUUUCAACAGCUGUACGAUUUCAAAUAAAAGAACAGAAAAAACCAGGCUUAUGUCCGAUAUAAUAAACAAAUUACAGAGAAAUUAUUGUAUGAAAACUAGCUAAAAAAAACACUUUUCACUCAUUGCGAAGUCCUUAACACUUACCGUCUCAUGGAAUUAAACAUGAAAUUAUAAGAAUUUCAAAGUAAUCAAUGUUUGAAAUGAUCUGUUCUUGAAAAUGGGCCACAAUUCUCAGUAUGAUAAAUCAAUUUAUUAAAAUAUUUUUUAGUAGAACCUUUGUUUUACAAAUGGAAGUAGAGUGAUUUAGGUUGAAUAUUUAUUCCAACAUUUUACACAUUCAAAAUAUGGUAUUCAAUGGUAUUCAAGUUGAAGAUAUAAUGAUUAAAUGUUAAUAAAGCAAUCGAAAAUAGGUAAAAGUUCGUUUGAAACGAAAUAGUAAUAGUUAUUUCUCUGAUUCAGAGAGUAUGGUAGUCGUAUUCGAAAUAUUGUAUUAUUAUUGGUUAAUAUGCAAGAGACAAGUUGAGAAAUAUGGAAGUUCGUCUGAUCUCAUAAUAUUUUUUUUAUCUCACUUCAGUCAUUCUAGCAGAAUGAAUUUUUAUGUUCAAAAAAAUAGAAAUAUCCAUCGCUCGCUGCACACGUCGUGAGAAUGUACAUUCGUUUAAAUAGAAAAAUGGGAGUAUGCAAUAUUUUUUUAUUUCAUUAGAUAUAGUGUAUACUGCCUUUUACAAAAUUGUAGAGCUUGUAAAGACCUUCAAUUUCUGUGAAAUAAAACAAAUUCGUUAUCUUGUCGUUAGAAUUAUAAACUCAAAAAAAAAAGAAUUACAGACAAAACAUACUCUCCGUUUUCACAAAGUAUUUCGAAACAAAAUGUACGCUUCUCUCGAACUGAGCGGCUUGGUCGUAUUCAUUUUGAAAAUGUUCAAAUACAAAUCAAUCAAGUAUUUUGUUUUAUUUUUGUUUCAUUUGAGAUAUAAUCAGAAGCUUUACAUCCACAUCAGACGAACGUAUUUUUUUUUUUCAAUUUGAUCUUUCAUGUAUCGUGAAUCUAUUCGUGAGAUUGAAGAAAGUUUGCACUUGUCGACGUUAAUUUAAAAAGUUAGUAGAUAAUCUCGUUAUUACAUCAGAAUUUGCAAAACAAUGUUUGGAUGAACCAUACAUUUCUUCCUUGCUCAUUGAUAGAAAUAUAUGCUUAAUCAUACAUUUAAAACAGUACGAUUUAAAUUAUCUUAAAAUCGAGACUUCGAAAUACAAAAAAAUAUAAAAAUUGUUCGUUAACAAACCUGGAAAAAUUACAAUACACACCUAAGUGGUAGUAAUCAGUGUCUAUAAGAGAUUUUCUCAUGAAAGAACAUGCCUCAUUGACACAAUAUAAUAUUUAACAAUCGACAAUCUUGUGUUCUAUCUAAAAAUUGAGAUGAAAAUACAAAAACUUCAAGUCAUUUAUAAUUUUAUUCACUGACUUAAUUUAGGAUUAAAAAAAAACACAAA